UCCCUAAAACCACGAUUUCAAAGGAAACACGAAUUGGAUUUUCCCUCUUUGCUCGCUGCUCUCCACAAGAACUGUUCGUCAUCAUCGGUCGUCGUUCGUCGCUCGAUAGCUCACCGAUCUAUCUUCAUCAAGUAGUACUGAUCUUCAUCGUCGCUCGCCGCUUAUCCACAUUGGAAUGGGUUCUUCAUCGUCGCGACUUGGAUCUAUUACUCUGAGACAGCUCUAACCUUUGCCCUGGAAUCACUUCUACUUGACUCGACACGCACAUUGAGACGAGAAAUCGCUUCGAUUUGAACUCUGAAAGCUCAAAUCCUCCUCAAAUCCUACUCCAGUCACAUCCUUUGGAUAUAGAAGUUAUCAUAUGCAUUGGAAAUCAAGGCAAUCAUCUACUAUCACUUCUAUACGAAGACUUUAGAACCUACAUUGGUUGAUCCGGAUUUCCAUUGCAAUAGGAACAUGGUUUGUGACAUCUACAGUAUAGUUCUUAGACAUGUCCCUAUUGGUCAUACUGCGACAUUGAAAGUCAAGUGCAUAUUGCCGAAAAACCAAGCUAUUGAAGUGGAUACAAAUGGGAAGGUGUAUGAUUUGUUUAGGUUGCAUGCUGGAGUGGAUUUAAUCAACUUGUAUGUAUAUGAUCUCCAUUUUAAUGAGCACCCAUCCUCCACCUACAUAGUGAAUAGAUUCGAGGGUAACUUGAUCACUCGAGACAAUCAUUCUAGUGAGCAUGUGGAAGAAUUUUUUGAUACAAUUACUCCUGUUCAUCAAAAUCAAUGUGGGUUUAGUGAUGAUGUUCAGCAAAAUAAGCCCGGACUUGGUAGUUAUGCUCAGCAGAGUCAAACUGGUUAUGGUAUUGUUGUACAACAGGAGCAAACUUUUGUGUCUGCCAGGGCAAAGCACCAAGUUAGGAAGAGAUACUCGAAUAGUGAAGCUAUACCGAGCGAUUCAGGCGCGAGUGUAAUUUCUUUGGCGACAAUGCGAAGGAGAGGAAACUCGGCGAUAGGAAGCUGCUCGUUGAGGUAUCUUCCAAACGGUCGUGUUUUAGAGAAAUGGUGAAUAUGAUGAAGAGAAGAGAGAUGAGGAAGAGAAUAUAUGUAUAUUACUUAAAAGGGUAAACUGGACUUCGUACAUGCCAGUUUAACAGCGUUAGUCACUUUAGGGUCGUUUGAUAGAAUAUUCAAACUAGAGCGGAGGUUAUUGCUAUAUAUGAAAGUACGUGGCGAAACUUAAUAUCAAGCCAAAAGUCAUGGGAAGGGAGUGGAAUUUCCUCUUGAGUUUA
Macadamia integrifolia is the source of this 1276-nucleotide messenger RNA. RefSeq lists its product as uncharacterized. The transcript has 2 exons. The record is from RefSeq and is a predicted model, not a curated record. The coding region runs from base 457 to 1053 and encodes 198 amino acids. NCBI's taxonomy places the organism in Eukaryota, Viridiplantae, Streptophyta, Magnoliopsida, Proteales, Proteaceae.